AUGCCUCGACGAGGUCGCGCGCUUUGGGCACAACGCUUGCUGGUUGUCAUCUUUUGUUUGAAUCGCACGUUGGAUUUCACUCUGGCGCAGCUGCGUUACUCUAUUUCCGAAGAAGGGAAGGAUGACGCCCUUGUCGGGAAUGUUGCAAAAGAUUUGGGCUUGGAUGUGAGCGGACUGGACGCACGAGGAUUCCGCGUCGUUUCCGGGCCGGCUGAACCUCUGUUUGUUUUAACAAAUAAUGGGAUGUUAAGACUGAAAAGUAAAAUAGACCGAGAGGAGAUUUGUGAGCGAAUUAGCACGUGUGUUGUCAACAUUAAGAUCGUUGUAGAGAAUCCAUUGGAGGUGCAUUAUGUCGCGGUUGAGAUUUUGGACGUAAACGACCACUCUCCCGCAUUCCCUGACAACAAGACGCGUUUGGAGAUAUCUGAAUCUGCUCUUCCCGGUGCGAGGUUUCAACUACAGAGCGCACACGACCCCGACAGCGACACGUAUUCAGUUCAUUCGUAUAAGAUCAGUUCAAACGAACAUUUUCGUUUGGAGGUUAAAGACAGAGGGGUGGACGGGAAAAUCCCCGUUUUGUAUUUGCAUAAGGCCCUUGACAAAGAAAGUGCUAGAAGUCAUAAACUGCUGCUCACAGCAGUUGAUGGGGGGAAACCUGCGAGGUCAGGAAGCACAGAGAUUUUAAUUCAUGUUUUAGAUGUAAAUGACAACAUGCCAUUUUUUACCUCCGAAUCAUAUUCUGCUGUGUUGAAAGAAAAUGCGCCAGUUGGUACCACCAUCUUGCAGGUAAACGCCACAGAUUUAGAUGAUGGUCUUAAUGGCGAGGUGGUGUAUUCCUUUGGUAAUAAUGUUAAUAGUAAAUUACGCAAGGUAUUUGAUGUUGAUGCUAUUACUGGAGAAAUUAUAGUCAAAGGGCCGAUAGAUUUUGAAAUAAAAGACAAAUAUGAAAUUGAUAUUAAAGCAUCUGAUAGAGGGCCAGUUCCCCUAGAAACAGAAAAAAGUAUCAUAAUAACUAUAUUGGACUUGAAUGACAACAUGCCUGAGAUUGAAUUGACAUCAUUUUCAAAUGCUAUUGCAGAAGACUCUAAACCUGGGACCACAGUAGCCUUGAUAAGUGUAAAUGAUAAGGACUCUGGUGUCAAUGGAAAGGUGAUAUGUCAUGUCAAGGAUGACAUACCUUUCAUGCUGACGCCUUCUUUACAAGAUAAUAUGUUUUCACUUAUCACUAAAUCUCACCUGGACAGAGAGCAUCAAUCCAAGUAUGAUGUUACAAUUGUAGCAAAGGAUGCUGGUGAACCACCUUUGUCCUCUCAGAAAACAAUAUCUGUGACUGUGUCAGAUGUGAAUGAUAAUCGUCCCAAAUUUUCAAGUACUCUUUAUACGUUCUAUAUCAAUGAGAACAAUAUUGCAGGAGCCUUUUUAUUUUCAGUGAGCGCUUAUGAUAAUGAUGAGGGGGAUAAUGCUCUCAUAUCGUAUGACAUUGUGAGAAAUGGGGAUGAACACAAAUUCAUGACAUCAUUUCUGAGCAUUAACUCUGAAAAUGGACAAAUAUCAGCACUUAAAAGUUUUGACUUUGAGACGAUGAAAAGUUUCCAUUUCCAAGUGACUGCCACAGAUGGUGGAAAUACUCCUUUGAGCAGCAAUGUGACAGUGAAUGUGUACAUCCUGGAUCAGAAUGACAACGCUCCAGUCAUUCUAUAUCCAAUGAGCUCCAAUGGUUCUGCUGAAGGUGUGGAGGAGAUUCCUCGCAAUAUGAAACCAGGAGACUUGGUGACUAAAGUCAGAGCCUAUGAUGCUGAUAUAGGAUAUAAUGGCUGGUUACUCUUUUCACUUUGGCAAGUCACUGACCACAGUCUCUUUUCAUUGGACCGCUAUACGGGCCAGAUCAGAACACUUCGCUCGUUGACAGAGACUGAUGAGGCUGAGCAUCGACUGCUCAUACUGGUCAAAGACAAUGGCAACGUCUCGCUCUCAGCAACAGCUACCGUGACAGUCAAACUUGUGGAGCCCAAAGAGGCUUUUGCAGCUUCGGAUAUCAAAAGUGCAGCAAAAGUAGACCAGGAGGAUGACAAUAUGACUUUUUAUCUCAUCAUCACUUUGGGCUCAGUUUCACUCCUUUUUGUCAUCAGCAUAAUUGUGCUGAUCGCCAUGCAGUGUUCGAAGUCGACAGAGUACACAUCAAAGUAUCUGCAAGACACUAAUUAUGACGGCACGCUGUGUCACAGCAUCCAGUACAGAUCGGGAGAUAAACGCUACAUGUUGGUUGGACCCAGGAUGAGUAUCGGUUCUACCGUAGUCCCGGGAAGUCAUGCCAAUACUCUGGUGCUCCCUGACAGGAGACACACUUCUGGGGAGGUAAGCAACGCACGAGGAGAUCCACCUAUUGGAGUAGACGAGCAAACGCUCAACAGUCUUAGCAACAGCAGAGGAAUACAGCAAGGGAGGGGGUCGGGAGCAGCAGUAGCAGGAGGAGGAGGAGGGGGAUGGGAGCAAUUAUUUUUGAAUAAUUCUUUUCUCAUUUUGGAUACAAACAUGCCUUGCAGAUGGAGCUUUUUUGGGAUCUAUUUGGGCAUUUCUCAUCUGGUUUGUUACUGGGAAACAGCAUCUGGGCAGCUCUCUUAUUCAAUCUCGGAGGAGUUAAACCCUGGAAGUCUUAUUGGAAUCAUCGCCAAGGAUCUGAAUAUAAAUGUACAGGACCUAGAAUCUCGUUUGUUUCAGAUUGUGGCCACAACAAAGAAGAAAUACUUUGAGGUAAAUCUAAAGACUGGGGCUCUUUAUGUAAAUGAGAGAAUAGACAGAGAGGAGCUCUGCCCAGAAGAGGUGAAAUGCUCCAUUAGUGUGGAGGCUGUAAUAAACAACCCUUUAAAACUGUACCGCAUUGAGGUAAACAUUUUGGAUGUUAAUGAUAAUGCACCUUUGUUCACCACAAACAUGCAGAAUUUAUACAUCGCAGAGAGCACACUACCAGGGGUUAAAUUUGCUUUGUCUGAGGCCAGUGAUGCAGAUGUGGGUAAAAACAGCAUUAGCACGUAUAGGGUAAGUCAAAAUGAGCAUUUUUCUUUAGCGGUGCAUAAAGCAGGAGGCAGUGUGUCUGCUGAGCUGGUGUUGAAGAAAGCGUUGGAUAGAGAGAGGCAGCCUCUCAUCACAAUGACGCUGACUGCUCUAGAUGGGGGCAGCCCGCCCAAAUCAGGCACCUCUCAAAUCAUAGUAAAUGUUUUAGACAUAAACGAUAACAUCCCUGCAUUUAGUGAAUCUCUUUAUAAGACAAUGCUCGGAGAAAACGCACCAUUUGGCACUAAUAUUAUAACAGUGAACGCGACUGAUGCUGAUGAUGGUGUAAACAGCGAGAUUGUGUAUUCAUUACGAAGCAAAGAUCAAGAUCACGUGCUGGAUGUAUUUGAAAUCGACAGUCAAACAGGUGUGAUUAAGGUGAAAGGUCAUAUUGACUAUGAAGAAAAAAAAGCUUAUGAGAUAAGGGUGGAGGCAACAGAUAAAGGCAACCCUCCCAUGUCUGCUCACUGUAAGGUGCUGGUUGAGAUUUUAGAUGUUAAUGAUAAUGCUCCUCAGGUUACUGUGACAUCAUUACACAGCGCCGUCCCAGAGGAUGCCGGUGUGGGCACUGCAGUCGCACUAGUCUCACUUUCUGAUAAAGAUGGUGGUGAAAACAGUCAUGUUACUGUAACUAUUGAGAAUCAAGUUCCAUUUAAAUUGGAAGCAAAUUACAAAAACUAUUAUUCUCUUGUAGUUGAUGAACCACUAGAUAGAGAGAGUGUUCCGCAGUACAACAUCACAAUUUUGGCCCAAGAUAAUGGAACUCCCCCUUUGUCUAGCACAAGUAUAGUCUAUGUUCAUAUUUCUGAUGUAAAUGACAACGCGCCACAUUUCUCCGACCCCAUCAUUAAUGUUUACAUUAAAGAAAAUAGUCAAACAGGAGCACUCAUUUAUACAGUAACUGCAGUUGAUUACGAUACAGAUGAAAACAAGAAAUUGACGUAUUCAUUUGUGCAUAGCAGCACUCAUGACUUGCCAAUAAAUUCAAUGAUAAACAUCAACUCGGAGAGUGGAGACAUUGUCAGUUUGAAGUCUUUUGACUAUGAGAAGUUAAAGACAUUUCACUUCAGAGUUCAGGCCACAGACUCCGGUGUUCCUCCACUGAGCAGCAAUGCUACAGUAAAUGUUUUUAUCCUGGAUGAGAAUGAUAAUAGUCCCACCAUUUUGGCUCCCUAUUCUGAGCAUGGCUCUGUCAACAGUGAGAGCAUCCCCUAUUCCGCUGAAGCUGGAUACUUUGUGGCAAAGAUCAGGGCAGUAGAUGCAGACUCUGGAUACAAUGCACUGCUGUCAUAUCACUUGUCUGAGCCCAAAGGCAACAACAACCUCUUUCGCAUUGGAACAAGCACCGGGGAGAUUCGGACCAAGAGGAGAAUGAGUGACAAUGACCUGAAAAGUCAUCCCUUGGUGGUGUUGGUGUGUGAUAACGGAGAAGCCUCCCUGUCAGCUACUGUGUCUAUUGAUGUGGUGGUACUUGAAAGCACAGCUGACAUCCACACUCAGUUCAGGCAUGUGCCCAUAAAGGAGGAAAGCUUCUCAGAUUUACACUUGUAUCUGCUCAUCGCAAUUGUGGCGGUGUCUCUCAUUUUCCUGCUCAGCCUCAUCACAUUAAUAGCCUUCAAAUGCCACAGACAGACAGACAGAACUUUCGACAGAUAUGGCGCCCCAAUGAUUACCACCCACCCUGACGGGAGCUGGUCUUACUCCAAAGCUACUCAGCAGUAUGACGUGUGUUUCAGUUCAGACACGCUCAAGAGUGACAUGGUGGUUUUCCCCACACCAUUUCCGCCUGUAGAAGGAGAACUGAUCAGUAUUAAUGGAGGAGACACCUUUACCAGGACUCAGACUUUACCCACGGCUGAGAAGGUAAGAAAAAUAUAUUCAUCAUUUAAAGUUCAGGCCACAGACUCUGGUGUUCCUCCACUCAGCAGCAAUGUGACCGUCAAUGUUUUUAUCCUGGAUGAGAAUGAUAAUAGUCCCACCAUUUUGGCUCCCUAUUCUCAGCACGGCUCCGUUAAUAGUGAGAGUAUCCCCUAUUCUGCUGAAGCGGGAUACUUUGUGGCCAAAAUCAGGGCAGUAGACGCAGACUCUGGAUACAAUGCACUGCUCUCCUAUCACCUGUCUGAGCCCAAAGGCAACAACAACCUCUUCCGGAUCGGAAGCAGCACUGGGGAGAUUCGGACUAAAAGGAGAAUGAGUGACAAUGAUCUGAAAAGUCACCCCUUGGUGGUGUUAGUGAGUGAUAACGGGGAAGCCUCCCUGUCAGCUACUGUGUCUAUUGAUGUGGUGGUACUUGAAGGAACAGCUGACGUCCACACUCAGUUCAGACAUGUGCCCAUAAAAGAAGAGAGUUUCUCCGAUUUACACUUAUAUCUGCUCAUCGCCACUGUGGCUGUGUCAUUCAUCUUCCUGCUCAGCCUCAUCAUAUUAAUAGCCUUCAAAUGCCACAGACAGACAGCUGAAACGUUCGACAGGUACGGGGCCCCAAUGAUUACCACUCACCCCGAUGGGAGCUGGUCAUACUCUAAAGCUACUCAGCAGUACGACGUGUGUUUCAGUUCAGACACACUCAAAAGUGACAUGGUGGUUUUUCCCACACCCUUUCCACCUGUUGAAGCAGAAUUGAUCAGUAUUAAUGGAGGAGACACGUUUACCAGGACUCAGACUUUACCUACGACAGAGAAGCUUCACUGGAUGGAUAUGAUGAUGUAUUUCUCAAGCAAAACUACGCGUUGCUGGCAAUAUUGCGUGCUCCUGCUCCUGAAAUGUUUACAUAAAGCGGCUAGUGGACAGCUUGCCUAUUCCGUCUCAGAGGAGGUAAACCUCGGGACUUCAGUGGGAAAUGUCGCCAGGGAUCUCAACCUCGAUGUCAAGACUUUAGAAUCUCGCUUGUUUCAGGUUGUCAGCAAUUCUAAGACAAAAUAUUUCGACGCAAAUCUAAAGACCGGUGUCCUUUUUGUGCGUGAAAGAAUAGACAGGGAGGAGCUGUGCGACAAGGCACCAAAAUGUACUAUAAACGUGGAGGCUGUGAUCAAUAAUCCGUUAAACCUGUAUCGCUUGGAGGUCAAUAUAAUUGAUAUAAAUGACAAUUCACCUGUAUUUUCUGAGGAUUUGCAGUCACUUGAUAUUGCAGAAAGUACAUUACCAGGGCUCAAAUUUGGAUUAAUCGAGGCAACAGAUUUGGAUGUGGGAAAGAAUGGCAUUAAUACUUACACGCUCAGUGCAAACGAAUAUUUUUCUUUGGACAUCCACAAAGUGGGGGAGAGUGUGUCCGCAGAGUUGGUGCUGCAGAAAGCAUUAGACCGCGAGCACGACUCGGUCAUAAAGCUCACACUAACGGCACUGGACGGAGGAACCCCACCUAGGUCAGGAACAUCACUAAUUACUAUUACUGUUUUGGAUAGUAACGACAAUCCUCCUGUUUUUAGUAAAUCUUUAUACAAAAUUAAAAUCCCAGAAAAUGCUCAAAAAGGCUUGAUUGUUAUCACGCUAAAUGCAACUGAUGCUGACGAUGGCCGGAACAGUGAGAUACAAUACUCUUUGAGAAAAAAAGGACAGGAUCAUAUUUUGGAUUUAUUUGAAAUUGACUCUGAAACGGGUACAAUUUUAGUCAAAGGAAAUAUCGACUAUGAAAAAAAUUCCGCAUUUGAGAUUCACGCACAGGCUUCUGACAAAGGACAUCAGCCAAUGUCCACUCAUUGUAAAGUGCUUGUCGAGGUUGACGACCAAAAUGACAAUGCUCCUGAGAUUAGUGUGACACCAUUAUUAAACACAGUUAAGGAGGACGUUGAAGUCGGUACUGCUAUUGCACUUGUUUCCGUUCAGGACAAGGAUGGAGGAAGUAAUGGAGUUGUUAAAGUUUCCAUUGCAAAUGAGACUCCAUUUAAAUUGGACACAAAUUAUAAAAACUAUUAUUCAUUAUCAGUAAAUGGUCCACUUGAUAGGGAGAAUGACAGUAAUUAUAAUGUCACGAUUGUAGCGAGCGAUGAAGGGACGCCACCUCUGUCCAGCACCAGUGUAAUUCAUAUUCAUAUUUCUGAUGUUAAUGACAACAAACCCCUUUUCUCAGAAUCUAUCAUUAAUGUUUAUAUUAAAGAAAACAGUCUACCAGGAGCAGUAAUAAGUAAAGUGACAGCUGUUGACAAUGACAUUGAGCAAAACGGGCUAGUGACGUACUCCAUUUUGCAAAGUACUGACACAAUUGCACUAACAACAACGAUAAACAUAAACUCACAUAGUGGAGAUAUAACUGCUCUCCAGUCUUUCGACUAUGAGAUGUUAAAGACAUUUCAGUUCAGAGUUCAGGCCACUGACUCAGGUGUUCCUCCACUCAGCAGCAACGUGACAGUUAAUGUUUUUAUCCUAGAUGAAAAUGACAAUAGUCCAACAAUUUUGGCUCCCUAUUCUGAACAUGGUUCCGUUAAUAGUGAGAGCAUCCCCUAUUCUGCUGAAGCAGGAUACUUUGUGGCAAAGAUCCGGGCAGUAGAUGCAGACUCUGGAUACAACGCACUGCUCUCCUAUCACCUGUCUGAGCCCAAAGGUAACAACAACCUCUUCAGGAUCGGAACCAGCACCGGGGAGAUUCGGACCAAGAGGAGAAUGAGUGACAAUGACCUUAAAAGUCACCCUUUGGUGGUGUUGGUGUGUGAUAACGGAGAAGCCUCCCUGUCAGCUACUGUGUCGAUUGAUGUGAUGGUGCUUGAAAACACAGCUGACAUCCACACUCAGUUCAGACAUGUACCUAUAAAUGAGGAGAGCUUCUCCGAUUUACACUUAUAUCUGCUCAUCGCCAUUGUGGCCGUGUCAUUCAUCUUCCUGCUCAGUCUCAUCAUGUUAAUAGCCUUCAAAUGCCACAGACAGACAGACGGAACUUUCGACAGGUACAGCGCUCCAAUGAUAACCACACACCCCGAUGGGAGCUGGUCAUACUCCAAAACUACUCAGCAGUACGACGUGUGUUUCAGUUCAGACACACUCAAGAGUGACAUGGUGGUUUUUCCCACACCAUUCCCACCUGUAGAAGCGGAAUUAAUCAGUAUAAAUGGAGGAGAUACAUUUACCAGGACUCAGACCUUACCUACAACUGAGAAGAUGAUGUUUGCGUCUGGCAGAUGGAGCUCUGUGAGGAUGUAUUUGUUCUUUGUGCUGUUGGAGUGUUACUGGGAAGCCGUGCGUGGCCAGCUCUCUUACUCCGUGGCGGAGGAGGUGGAUGUGGGGACCGUUGUAGGAAAUAUUGCAAAGGAUUUAAACGUAAACGUGCAAGAUCUGGAGACACGCAUGUUUCAGAUCGUUGAGGGAGCAAAAAGGAAAUAUUUUGAGGUAAACAUGAAGACUGGUGCUCUUUAUGUCAAUGAAAGAAUAGAUAGGGAGGAACUGUGCAGAAAGACAGCAAAGUGUUCUCUCAGUGUAGAGGCCUUAAUGAAUAAUCCGCUAAAAUUGUAUCGUAUUGAAAUUACAAUAUUAGAUGUUAAUGACAAUUACCCAUUAUUUUCUAGUCAAGCACAGGUGCUGAAUAUUAGUGAGACUACUACACCAGUAGGAUCAAAAUUCCCUCUGCACCCAGCUCAUGAUGCAGAUGUUGGUAAAAAUGCUGUAAAGUCAUACAAGAUCAGCCAAAAUGAACACUUUUCUCUUGAGUCACAUAAAGGUGAAAGUGUUACGCCAGAAUUAGUACUUCACAAGCUUCUAGACCGAGAAAAACAGCCUGUGAUCAUGCUCACAUUGAUAGCUAUUGAUGGAGGAACACCCACUAAAUCAGGCACUAUGUCAGUUGUUGUGAAUGUCUUAGAUAUUAACGACAACGCGCCGGUAUUCAGUCAAAAUCUAUACAAAGCUAGCGUAUAUGAGAACAUUUCCAUCGGCACAUCAAUAAUAACAUUAAACGCGACUGAUAUCGAUGCAGGACAAAAUGGACUUGUGUUUUAUUCUUUUAAUGCAGGAGGAAGAGAAGAAGAAACAAAAGUGUUCUCUAUUGAUGAAAAAACUGGAACAGUGACAAACCAGAAAAAUAUUGAUUUUGAGGAUUUAAGUGCAUUUGAGCUUCGAGUACAAGCCCGUGAUGGAGGUUCAUCACCUUUAACUUCUCACACUAAAUUAUUAAUUGAAGUUUUAGAUGUCAAUGACAAUGAGCCGGAAAUUUCAGUUACAUCUUUAUUGAAAACAGUGAGAGAAGAUGUGACAUUUGGCACUACCAUUGCAAUUGUCUCUGUACUGGACAAGGAUGGAGGGAAAAAUGGCUUGGUAAACUGUAAAAUUAAUAAUGAUGUGCCUUUCAAACUUGAGUCAAAUUAUAAGAACUCCUAUUCUUUGGUUGUUUGUGGUCCUCUUGACAGAGAGAGUGUAUCUGUGUACAAUAUCAGCAUAACUGCAAGUGACGAAGGCAUUCCACCUCUGUCCAGCACCAGUUUUAUUAAUGUGCAAAUCUCUGAUGUUAAUGACAACAAGCCUCACUUCUCAGAGCCCCUCAUUAAUAGUUAUAUUAAAGAAAAUAGUCCACCAGGAGCAGUAAUUCAUAAAGUGACUGCUGUUGAUGAUGAUGUCGAUCAAAAUGGGCGUGUCACUUACUCAUUUGUUCAAAGUAGCACUGAUUCAGUGCCAAUAACUACUAUGGUUACCAUUAAUUCGGAGAGUGGAGAAAUAUUGAGUUUGCAGUCUUUUGACUAUGAAAAGUUGAAGACAUUUCAGUUUAAAAUUCAGGCUACAGACUCUGGUGUGCCUCCACUCAGCAGCAAUGUGACAGUAAAUGUUUUCAUCCUGGAUGAGAAUGACAAUUGUCCCACCAUUUUGGCUCCCUAUUCAGAGCACGGUUCUGUUAACAGUGAAAGCAUCCCCUAUUCUGCUGAAGCGGGAUACUUUGUGGCAAAGAUCAGGGCAGUGGAUGCAGACUCUGGAUAUAAUGCAUUGCUCUCCUAUCACCUGCCUGAGCCUAAAGGCAACAACAACCUGUUCCGGAUAGGAACCAGCACCGGGGAGAUCCGGACCAAGAGGAGAAUGAGUGACAAUGACCUGAAAAGUCACCCGUUGUUGGUUGUGGUAUCUGAUAAUGGAGAAGCCUCCCUGUCAGCUACUGUGUCUAUUGAUGUGGUGGUGCUUGAAAGCACAGCUGACAUCCACAAUCAGUUCGGACAUGUGCCCAUAAAAGAGGAGAGCUUCUCCGAUUUACACUUGUAUCUGCUCAUUGCCAUUGUGGCCGUAACACUCAUCUUCCUGCUCAGCCUCGUUGCUUUAAUAGCCUUCAAAUGCCACAGACAGGCAGAUGGAACUUUCGACAGAUACGGAGCCCCAAUGAUCACCACCCACCCUGACGGGAGCUGGUCAUACUCCAAAGCUACUCAGCAGUAUGAUGUGUGUUUCAGCUCAGACACACUCAAGAGUGACAUGGUGGUUUUCCCCACACCAUUCCCACCUUUAGAAGGAGAACUGAUCAGUAUAAAUGGAGGAGACACCUUUGCCAGGACUCAGACUUUACCCACGACUGAAAAGGUAGGCUUGUUUGGUAACUUUGUCGAUGCAGUUUGA
Messenger RNA from Nerophis lumbriciformis (worm pipefish), 10566 nucleotides. Lineage: Eukaryota; Metazoa; Chordata; Actinopteri; Syngnathiformes; Syngnathidae. The record is from RefSeq and is a predicted model, not a curated record.